AAGAGUACGUGUCGAAAGGAGAAAGCAUGAAGUGUUUUGACGCUUUGAAAAUGGAUCUUUCGUGGUUUUCUGUGUUGGUUUUGGCCUUUUUCGAAAUCAUAGCCGCAUCAGAUAUGAAUUAUGAGUUUGUAACAUGUGGCUCAGUUCUGAAAUUGAUGAAUCAACAGCAUCAAGUACGCCUUCAUUCUCAUGAUGUUAAAUAUGGCUCUGGUAGUGGUCAACAGUCAGUGACUGGUGUUGACACUUCAGAUGAUCAUAACAGCUAUUGGCAGAUUCAACCUAAAACAGGAGCUACUUGUAACAGGGGAAUUCCUAUUAAAUGUGGUCAAAGUAUAAGACUGAUGCAUUUAUCAACCCAACGAAAUUUACAUAGCCACCAUUUUCAAUCACCAUUGUCUAGAAAUUUGGAAGUCAGUGCUUUCGGUGAUGAGGGCGUCGGUGAUGAAGGUGAUAAUUGGGUAGUCACAUGUUCCAGUAAAUAUUGGAGUAGACGAGAUCAAGUUAGAUUUAAGCAUGUCGUCACUGAACAUUAUUUACAUGUGAGUGGUGACACGUUUGGCCGACCAAUCAGUGGUCAGAGGGAAAUCAGCGCCUACCCAAACCCUAAUAGUUUAAAUUACUGGCAAGCCGCGGAAGGUAUCUUCGUCAAGCCAGCCCCAGACCCAAACACUGGCAAAACUUUCACCCAUGAUGAGUUAUGAUCCAACUAAUUUAUUUGUUUAUGAUCU
Molecule: messenger RNA, 728 nt
Organism: Lottia gigantea (owl limpet)
Lineage: Eukaryota; Metazoa; Mollusca; Gastropoda; Lottiidae
Exons: 6
Coding region: 51-701 (216 amino acids)
Source: RefSeq, a predicted model, not a curated record